Molecule: messenger RNA, 372 nt
Organism: Podarcis lilfordi (Lilford's wall lizard)
Lineage: Eukaryota; Metazoa; Chordata; Lepidosauria; Squamata; Lacertidae
Source: the annotation of a GenBank genome assembly
AUGAAGAUCUGGAGACAUUUAAAGGUUUACCAAGCAGCAGAAUUCAAAUCUAUUUUUGACCUUGGUAGUUCUUUAAAAGUAUUGGUAUUAGACCUCUCAAGUGUGAAGCAUUUAGACCCCGACCUAGACACUCAUCACUGCAAGGAGUGGCUGUCUUCAUUUGAAUUAAGACUGGAUGUGUCUGGCCAUGACAACAUGCAUACAUUGCGGGAAGAGCAGGAAAGUCCAAUCUCCUUUCACUUAAAUUUAUGUUACCACAUUUCCGGUAAUGUAAAUACCCAAUAUCCUGGGCAUGUAUCGUUAUAUUGCUUUGGAUUACUUUGUGAUGAGUGUGUUAUUUGGGGAGUCUUAACUAUAGAUGGGGUUUGGUAA